Molecule: messenger RNA, 534 nt
Organism: Cooperia oncophora
Lineage: Eukaryota; Metazoa; Nematoda; Chromadorea; Rhabditida; Trichostrongylidae
Source: the annotation of a GenBank genome assembly
AUGGACGUACGAGCAACUGAUUACGAUGAUCCAACCACUGACAAUGCCCGUCUCGCGUACAGUAUCGUGUUGAAUAAGGAGAUCGACGGUUUACCAGUGUUUCGGAUCGAUCCCAACUCCGGAAAGAUUUUCGCCAUGCGGGCUCUGGAUCGUGAACUGCCAUCAGAACGUGAGUUCGUCAUCGAAGUUCGUGCAACCGACCAUGGUACACCGCCCAGAGAAGGUGCCGCGAAUGUUACAAUAAAGGUAUUGGACAAAAAUGACAAUGCUCCUAUGUUUGAACGACCGCAGUACGACGCGAGAGUUAUGGAGACGGCACCAGUCGGUUCGGCGGUGAUAAGUGUUUCCGCUACGGAUCCAGACGAUGAGGCCAUUGACAACCUCUUCACCUACACAUUGGCCGAUGACUCGAAAUACUUCUACAUGACGACCGAUCGCGACUCGAGUGAUUCCUAUGUGGGAGUACUACGUGUGAAAAGGGUGAGUUCGUUCUUUGACUGCCAUUAUUUAUUUGCUGGUUCUCACAUAUUGUAA